CUGCAGAUAAUACAAACCUGGAGCAGUUACGCCAUAUUUGCGUUAGAUAAAUUAGAUUAUUAGCUUAAAAGGAAACAGCAGGGGGCGCUGCGCUGGAAGCUUGCGAUUCAUUCUUCAUUAAACCAAAAGAAGAAGUGGCGUGGAGGUGAACGCGGCAGCCAGGAGCUUUUACGGAAGUGUGUGAAAGCAGAGUCACAUGAGCAGGCGGCCGGUUAAGAAACGGUACCCCGACAUGGACCUGGAGUCUCGAAUACGGUGACUGACGUCCACGGGUAGCACGGGAACAGCAGCGUCACGGCGUCUCGGGCCGCGGUGAACAUCUGUGAUGGACGAGAUUAAAGUGUCUCCGGACUACAACUGGUUCAGAAGCACGGUGCCACUGAAGAGAAUUAUUGUUGAUGACGAUGACAGUAAGGUGUGGUCACUGUACGACGCUGGGCCAAAGAGUGUCCGCUGUCCCAUCAUCUUCCUCCCUCCAGUCAGCGGCACAGCGGAGGUGUUCUUCCAGCAGGUGCUGGCUCUGACGGGCUGGGGCUACAGAGUCAUCUCGCUGCAGUAUCCGGUCUACUGGGAUCUCAUGGAGUUCUGCGAUGGCUUCAGGAAGCUUCUGGAUCAUCUGCAACUGGAUAAAGUACAUCUGUUUGGAGCAUCUCUGGGAGGAUUCUUGGCUCAGAAGUUUGCUGAGUAUACACACAAGUCUCCCCGAGUGCACUCGCUCAUCCUCUGCAACUCAUUCAGCGACACCUCCAUCUUUAACCAGACAUGGACUGCAAACAGUUUCUGGUUGAUGCCAGCGUUCCUGCUGAAGAAGAUUGUUCUGGGAAACUUUGCAAAAGGACCUGUGGACCCUAAAAUGGCAGAUGCAAUUGAUUUCAUGGUAGACAGGCUGGAGAGUUUGAACCAAAGUGAGUUAGCAUCGCGACUAACGCUCAACUGUCAGAACUCGUAUGUGGAGCCACACAAGAUAAAGGACGUUGCUGUGACCAUCAUAGAUGUGUUUGAUCAGAGCGCUCUGUCACUGGAAGCCAAAGAGGAGAUGUAUAAGCUGUAUCCUAACGCCAGAAGAGCGCACCUGAAAACGGGAGGAAACUUCCCGUACCUGUGCAGGAGCGCUGAGGUCAACCUCUACAUACAGAUUCAUAUGCGCCAGUUUCACGGGACAAGGUACGCUGCUAUAAACCCUGCCAUGGUGAGCGCUGAGGAGCUGGAGAUGAGCAGUAACCAGGACUCUGAAGACUACCAGUGAGCUGGCAUCCACAGCUCGGGUCUUUCUGAGCAGGUUUCACAGGACGCUGGCAGAUUUUCUGUGGAGUUCAACAGCUAACCAGCACGUAACCUGAGAUUAUUUUUUAUUGAACACAUGAAGCAAUAUUUUGAUUAAAGAAGACCUGGACACAAAUGGGACUUUUGCACUGCGCUUUGCUUAAAAAACAUCUAACACUCUGCCUUAUGUGGAAUGAUUCUGUCACUUGUACUGCCUGGACUGUGUUCACGCCUGUUUGGGACGGAGGAUAAAGUUAACACCACCAGCAGUAAACUGGUGUCAUGUUAAUAGCAAGAUGAACAGAAGGAUUCAUGGUGUAUAUCUGAAAAUGUUUGUAUAACUCCUUAAGAUAAAAUGACGUUUUUGUCCAGUGUCUUUGUCA
This is a messenger RNA of Pundamilia nyererei, 1646 nucleotides long. It is a transcript of the gene spg21, whose product is annotated as SPG21 abhydrolase domain containing, maspardin. Gene Ontology annotation, cellular component: trans-Golgi network transport vesicle; cytosol. Gene Ontology annotation, molecular function: CD4 receptor binding. The coding region runs from base 326 to 1246 and encodes 306 amino acids. The transcript is spliced from 9 exons. The record is from RefSeq and is a predicted model, not a curated record. NCBI's taxonomy places the organism in Eukaryota, Metazoa, Chordata, Actinopteri, Cichliformes, Cichlidae.